AUGGCGGCCGUUCCUGCCCUCACCGAUGCCGCCGACUCGGAGGCAAAGCCAGGGCACGGAAGACGAGCGUCGCGGGGGCCGUCCGCGCUGGAGCAGCACAUCUCGCGCACGCGCAUGACUAACCUGCCGCCAAAGGCACGUGCCGAGGACGUCAAGCACCUGUCCGACUUCGAAGAGAUGAUGAAGCUGUACAAGCAGAGCGAAAGGAAACGGCAGGAGCUUGACGAAGAGCGCAAACGAGUCAAAGACGCAGAGCUCUCCGCCGCGCAGUCAAUCUGGUCCGAUGAGAUCCUGCCGUCGUGGACGCGAGCACGGCGCGAGGCACGUCUGCGUCAGGUGUGGUGGCGCGGCGCGCCGCCCAAUCUGCGAGGCCGAGUCUGGGCUCUGGCGUGUGGCAACGCACAGAUGCUGCCGCGCAACUUGUUCACCUCGGCCGCCAGCGCAGCGCGCACCGCGCGCGCCGACGGCACCUUCCCGGCCAGCGACGACGAGGCAAUCGAGGCAGACAUUGCCAGCACACUGCCGAGCCUCAAGCUGUUCCAGAGGGACACGGGUCCGCUCUUUGACGAUCUGCGCGACGUGAGCAGAGCGCGCACCCAUGCUGGAGCGAAGCGCGGAGCUGACUGCCAUUCCGUGCCAGGUGCGGCCCCGCUGGCGGCGAUGCUGCUGGCGAACCUCUCGCCGUCAGAGACGCUCGUCGCGCUGCUGAAUCUGCUGGCUGAGCGGCCAUGGCUGCGAGCUCUGUAUGCUCCAGCGCCGGCGCCGGCGGCGGGAGACACGCACCUGCACACCAAGACGCCUGGCGCGCCCGCCUUCCGCCAAGACGCAGCUGCUGGGUUCGAGCGCGUCUUUGACACGCUGCUUGCCGACCAGAUGCCAAAGGUCUACGCCAACAUGCAGGCGCGCGGCGUGCGCCCGAGCGCCUACGUGCGCGAUUGGGUGCGCACGCUCUUCGUGCCGUUCCUGCCGUUUGACGCAGUCGCGAGGCUGUGGGACUGCAUCCUGCUCGAGGAGGGCGAUGCCCUCAUCUUCCGUGCCGGCCUGGCAAUCGUCAAGCUGCUCUCCGCUCGGCUGUACGCGCCCGACCGCGCCGAGCUAACGUCCAUCCUGCGAGGCAACAACGCCGCUGCACUGCGCGUCUACUAUCGCGACGCGUCGAUGGACGCUGCCUGGGUGCCGAGGGACAACGUCUACGCGCAAUACGGCAUCGGCGAGGAGCAGCUCUUUGCCACGCUCGAGGAGCAGAACGAGUGGUGGCGCGACAGCACCCUCGAGCGCCUGCUCGAUCGCGAGCUGAGCGGCUAG
Molecule: messenger RNA, 1305 nt
Organism: Tilletiopsis washingtonensis
Lineage: Eukaryota; Fungi; Basidiomycota; Exobasidiomycetes; Entylomatales
Exons: 7
Coding region: 1-1305 (434 amino acids)
Source: RefSeq, a predicted model, not a curated record